CGUGGCGCGGGCCGCGCUCGGGGAGGCGCCUGGGCCCGCCCUCCUCCGGGGCGCCGCGGGAGGGGCCCGGGUUGGCGCGGGGCGGGGAGAGCCGCCUGGCCCCUCCCCUCCGCCGCCCUCCCCAAAGUUGCCGUCUCCCCCGGGGCCGGCCGGUCUUAUGAUCCGGCGGAUCCUCCUGGGGAGGCCGGGCCGGGGAGAGGGCGCGGGCGCCGAGUGGCGGGGGCAGCGGGCGGGCGCGGCGACCGGGGCCGGGGCGGGGAUCCGGGCGGCGACCGCGGCGGCGGCAGCGCCCCGGGCCCGCCGCCCCCUCCCCUCCUGCGAGGGGAGCCGCUGCAUGGGGCCGGGGGGGCGGCCCUGCGGCGCGGAGCGGCGGCGACGGCGGCGGACCCCCCAGGCGGGCUGGGGCUGAGCCCGGGGCCGGGGCGGGGGCUCCGGGGGUACCAUGCCCGGAGGCCGGCCGGCAGCAGCAUGGCUCACGGGCCCGGCGCGCUGAUGCUCAAGUGCGUGGUGGUCGGCGACGGGGCGGUGGGCAAGACGUGCCUACUCAUGAGCUAUGCCAACGACGCCUUCCCGGAGGAGUACGUGCCCACCGUCUUCGACCACUACGCAGUCAGCGUCACCGUGGGGGGCAAGCAGUACCUCCUAGGACUCUAUGACACGGCCGGACAGGAAGACUAUGACCGUCUGAGGCCUUUAUCUUACCCAAUGACCGAUGUCUUCCUUAUAUGCUUCUCGGUGGUAAAUCCAGCCUCAUUUCAAAAUGUGAAAGAGGAGUGGGUACCGGAACUUAAGGAAUACGCACCAAAUGUACCCUUUUUAUUAAUAGGAACUCAGAUUGAUCUCCGAGAUGACCCCAAAACUUUAGCAAGACUGAAUGAUAUGAAAGAAAAACCUAUAUGUGUGGAACAAGGACAGAAACUAGCAAAAGAGCAUUUGCAACCAUCUGCUCUGUAUUUCCUCCCCUGUGCCUCUUACCCAGCAGAUGUCAGCACAUGUGGACGCCACACAGCAGGGACUCUGCUCUUUCGUUCAGUUCACUGACAUAUCCCCAGGACCUAAACAGUGCUUGACAUAUAGUAGAUACCCAGUAAAUAUGUGAUAGGAGCAUGCUGCUAUGUGGAAUGUUCAGCUUUAACCCAGAAGGGAUUGAAGACUGUUUUUGAUGAGGCUAUCAUAGCCAUUUUAACUCCAAAGAAACACACUGUAAAAAAAAGAAUAGGAUCAAGAUGUAUAAACUGUUGUUUAAUUACGUGAGAAACAUCUUCAGUGGCCAAGGAAACUGUCCAUUUCUCUCAGAAAGCAAAUGAAAUGCUACAGCUAUACCCAGACCUUUUAUAGGUAAUGAAGCAGUUCAAAACGUGAAAGAAAACAAAACCUGUCCUCAGAAUUCUAUAAAGUGUAUUAAGAAUGUUCCUUAAAGGUUUAAGAAGCAGUAAGCAGCAUCUGAAGCCACAAUCUAUUAUAAAUACUUUAUUUCAACUAGAAGGUACAAUCUCUCAGGGGUUUCAUAGUUUAAAAAGCUACAAUCACAUCAUGUUGUAACUACAUAAAAAACAGAGCUGUAAAUGGAACUGCUUGGCUUUGACCAUACACAUUUCUGCACAGCCCUUACGGAAUCUGCACAAAGAAAUAUCUCCCUUUGCUCCAGUUAAUUGUUCUUGUAUGUAAGUUGCUUUCUAUUCCAGUAUAUCCAGAGUGGUGAAAUAACAAGGCCAGCCACGUAGCCAAAGGUCGCUCCAAGCGUACAGGAGAUGGGCCAUACCUGAGGAGAGAAUGUAUGAGAUCAAAAAAGAACAAAUGUUUUAUUAUUACUUGAGCACAAGUGUAACCUAAAUAUUUCUAUAUUAAAGCUUAAUGUGCUUUCUUAAAGAAUGCCAAAAGUGUAAUAAGGUCAUAACUGCAUUUAUCAUGAACACUAAAAAUGUACACAUUUUAGUUAAUGUGCAUUAAACUGUAACAAGGCUUCUGGCAAUUGUAGAUUUAGUUUGACGCUCCCCAAAGUGCAUGAGACACAUGCUAAAAUUACAAAUUAAAAUUUUGGGUCAGACUUUGCCAUAAUGAUGUACUCAAUUUAGCUCUCUGAACUAGUUGGUAAUUUUUUUUUUUUAAUUCCCACUUUGGCUGUGUACAUCAAAUGAAAUGAGAAGUGUGUAUGCUGACCAAACCACAAGAAACUUUCUUUAAGUUGUGUUAAAGAGGAAAGACCUAGAAUCCAAGCAUGUUACAUGAAAAUUGUAACAGAGCAGCUGCUUCCACCUUUCAGAUAUAGAUGUUGGAACCACAGCAGAAGUUAUAGAGCGACAACUUAUAUACACACCUAGAAUGUAAGUUAAACAAAAUACCGGCUUCCAGAGACCCCUUUUCUCCAGCCAUAUUACAUCAGGCUAGAACUAAUUAAUGUUGAUUUACUUCAUCUACAAGCAGUUGGUCCCUAAGUGAAAGGCUCUGCUUAAAAAAAAAAAAAAAAAAAAGUUGGAGAAAAAUUUUCAUGUUCUUCUGUGAAGCUUAUUUGGUACACUGGAGCCAUUUCUAAUCUUUCUCUGGGGGGAACAGGCCACAGAACUGUGUUAGAGGUGAACCAUCUUAAUUACUAGUUCUAUUACCUAAUUCAGCUUCCUUGUUUGGUCUGCUGUGGAUCUGCCUUAUUGCAUAUGCCAUGCAUCAGAUAAUGGUGUUAGACAAAGCUUCAUUGUGAACAACCUAAUGCAUUUUAGAGAAACAAUCUCAUCUACACAUUUUUUCUAGCCUUUCCUACAUUUAAACUUGCUGUUGCCUAAAUUAUAAUUUUUUAAAUGUCUUUGGUGGCUUCUGUUAAUUCACAUGACUUGAGCUUAUAGCUAUGUCUACUGCACAGAUUGGGUAAUGGAACACUAAACUUUUAUACUUGAAAAUGACAGCCUUAAAUGCUCAUAUCAGUCACAAAUCUAGGAUGUACUGUCUUGUUGUAUGUGAGCUUUGUAGAGAUUUUUAAAAAUAUAAGCAUCACCUUCCCAUUGAAGAGUGGAGAGAGUCUACUGGAUGACUGGCCAGGAACUUUCUCUCUGAAUCGGACAUUUGGAUGUCUUCUUUCUUCCAAGAAAUGGUGGUUCACAUUAAAGUAUCAUGGCCUUAUGUAUGCUCAAAUGGAAUCUUAUGUAACUUUCUUAUUUAAUUUUGGUCUGCUAUUUUUAGAUAAAAUUGAAAGGAAUUGUAUAAAUCAAUCAACAUAUUAGCUAAGUUGUCCAACACAUGGUAUAAACGAAUUACAACAGUAAACUAUUAUACAUUUCCAACUUGCCUUUGGGGAUUUAUGAGGAUUUUUUUGGGGGGGGGGAGGGGGCUCCGAUUCAUAUCUCUGAAACCCUUCACACUUGGUUUACUAAUUCAAAGUUAAAAGUCUAGAAUUUGCCCUGCCCUAACAGAAACAGAUUAGGAAUUUGUCGACACAAACUGGUGUCACCUGUUUCUUGACUGGGAUUUGGUUUCCUCAUUAUAAAUAUGGGAGGUAGAACAGAGAUCUCCAACGUCUCUCCCAUUUAUCACAAUAAUUUUCUUAUUCACAGUAAUCAUUGUUGGAUGUUACCUUUUCAGUUUCACAUUCUCAAGAUGGUAAAAAUCAUGUAUAUAGAUUAUCAGAAUUCUAAGCAAAGAUGACUGUCACAUCUGAAGCUGAGGUGCCUUAGGUACUCUACUGACCUUGAUGGGUUUGGAGUUCCCCAUUGCUUAUCAAGAGCUUUUUAAUUGCUUUGGUUCUUUAGUCUUUCUUUUUGCAAAAAUCCUUCCUGUCACUUUAACUAAAAACCAAAGAUUUGUUUUCUAUUGAUAAGCAGACUAGAGAAAAACUGCCUUAUUUUCAGAAGCAUGUCUUCAUUCAAAGCUUAGGCUUCAAUAGAAAUUCAGACUAAUCACUGAAAUGACUAUUUCAAACUAGUGAAAUAUCUGGGAAAUAAACUGCUUCAAAAAUAUUUUACUGACAUGAAUUUUGCUAGUGAAUAGAAAUACACUGCCUCAAAUAAGGCCACGUAUGAAUGAACUUACAAGAUAUUUGAGUUAAUCAGUGUUUGCAUAUAGAGAAUUAGUUCUAAAGUUCUUAAAAAUAAAUCUAGGGGCUCCCUGAAAUUUUAUUUAAUACUUUGCUAACUUACACUCUUGUUUUAUCUCCACAGGUACAUUUUAGGUUAGCUCAUGGUGAAUUCUAUUUACAAUAAGUGGAGCUUGGAUUAAUGGGUUUUGUUAUGAAUUAUCUUAGUGACUUUAGACACUGUUUCCAUUUGAUUUUUAACUAUUUAAAAUACCAAAUUAAAUACCAGUUUGUUGGUUGUUACUUUUAAAUGAUUGUUACUUUAACAGUGUCCCUUCUUAACACAUGGGGUUACAAAUAAAAUACUAUGCAUAGUUUACUAUCUA
Messenger RNA from Pan troglodytes (chimpanzee), 4386 nucleotides. It is a transcript of the gene RHOQ, whose product is annotated as ras homolog family member Q. Gene Ontology annotation, biological process: small GTPase-mediated signal transduction. The transcript has 6 exons. Gene Ontology annotation, molecular function: GTP binding; GTPase activity. NCBI's taxonomy places the organism in Eukaryota, Metazoa, Chordata, Mammalia, Primates, Hominidae. The record is from RefSeq and is a predicted model, not a curated record. The coding region runs from base 469 to 1041 and encodes 190 amino acids.